AUGACUUGUCAAGCGUGGCACCGCCGCCAUCCUUUCGCGCUGCUCGCCCUCGUGCUUGCUGUGCUCAGCUUCUCCACGUCCAUCAUCAAGGCCAUGGACACGAGCAAAGAUUACUACAAGCUCCUGGAGGUCCCCGAGGACGUGUCCGACCGCGAGCUCAAGAAAUCGUAUCAUCAACUGGCGCUCAAGUACCAUCCGGACAAGGCCGAGAAUGCUGCAGAGGCGGAGGCUGCCAAGGAGAUGUUCGUACAAGUGUCGGAGGCCUAUGAAGUGCUGUCGGACCCGGAGAAGCGCAAGGAAUACGACGAUGCGCGACUGUUUGAGCGGUUCGCCAGUGGAACAGCUGAAGCUGCUGCCGGGUUCACUCAAGGUUCGAGUCAGACUCGAAGUGGCGGGAGCGAACCGUCGACUGAAGAGGCCAUGGCGUCGUUCACCAAGAUGUUCGAGGGCAUUUUUGGUCACGGGUUCAACGAUGAGGCCUUUGGUGCACCUUUUAAACGGGCCGGAGGCGCUGGUGGACAGAAGCCACCGAACAAGGAGUUCCGCUUUAGUGGCAUGGACGGCUUUGGUCAAGCGGGGCCGUCGCCGUCGGGGAAUGGAGGGUAUUACGUGGACCCGCGGUUGAAACAGCCAACGACGUUGUAUGGCUCGGAAUCGCCGGUCAAGUCGCUGUCGAAAACCAAGUUCCCGGGUAAAGAGUCUAACUACGAGUGGCUCGUGCAGUUUUACGCCAUGGACCCGCCGUGUGCUGAGUUCCGUUUCAAAUACGAGAAAAUCGCACGUGAUUUGAGAGGCAAAGUGCGUGUCGGUGCAGUGAAUUGCAGGAAGCACGCAUCGUUUUGUCGGGCGAAUGGUGUGAAGAACCCUCCGGGUUUUUUCUACAUCUGGGAAGGGCAGCUUAGCAAGUAUGAAGGCGAGAUGGACGAGUACCUCGUGUACAACUUUGCGAUGGACAAGCAUCUGGAGCGCUUGCGUCGGAUGCGCGAAUCUGGUGAGAUUGAAAAGUUGCAUGCUGGGAACGAAGGCUCGCUGUGCAAUUUAGGCAAGCGGGCCAAGUCCAAGACCACGUCGCAGUGCGUUGUAUUUGUGCUGUCUAGUGACGAGAAAGAGCAGCGCGAGAAGGAAAUGAAGGUGGCGAAAGAAGUGGCAGCCAAGUUUCGGCACUCGAAGGGUCUGCACAUUGCCUACGUCGAUUGGAAAAUCCAGCAGGAAGCGGUGCAGAAGCUCGUACAGACAGCUGCUGGUCGCAGUGACACAGAGCACCAACCCCGGCUUCUUGUCCUUCGAACGAAGCAAGGGAAAACACGUGUUGGGAUGCACCCUUUGGAUGCCGAGUACACGACCGAAGCUUUAUCUGCGACCAUGGAACGUGCAGUCGGCGGAGACUUGCCGCUGAAAAAAGUGCGAAACACUGUGCACUUUCGUUGA
Peronospora matthiolae is the source of this 1428-nucleotide messenger RNA. The record is from the annotation of a GenBank genome assembly. Lineage: Eukaryota; Oomycota; Peronosporomycetes; Peronosporales; Peronosporaceae.